Messenger RNA from Bombina bombina (fire-bellied toad), 4499 nucleotides. RefSeq names its product syntaxin 3 (gene STX3). Gene Ontology annotation, cellular component: endomembrane system; postsynapse; presynaptic active zone membrane. Gene Ontology annotation, biological process: synaptic vesicle fusion to presynaptic active zone membrane; intracellular protein transport; exocytic insertion of neurotransmitter receptor to postsynaptic membrane. The transcript is spliced from 12 exons. The record is from RefSeq and is a predicted model, not a curated record. Bases 388 to 1368 code for a protein of 326 amino acids. Gene Ontology annotation, molecular function: SNAP receptor activity; SNARE binding. NCBI's taxonomy places the organism in Eukaryota, Metazoa, Chordata, Amphibia, Anura, Bombinatoridae.
AUUAGGGAGGAGUUGUAUGCUUGUGUGUGAGACCGGAUCAGAGAGAGACUGCCAAGGAUUUAUAUGAGAGAGAACAACCGGACAGCAGAAAAAAAGUGGACUAAAAAAAACUGUGAGAUACACAAUCCAGCAAACAAACAAAAAAGAAGAUAAUUUUGGACUUUUUGCUGUCUCUAUGAAUGGCUUAUGACAAAGUAAACAUCAUGAAAAAAAAGAGGAAUUGAGAGAGUUUCAAGAACAUAGGGACAUAUUGAGAGAAUCAAACAUCCUGGGAUUUGUUUUAAAAUACAGUGGGAGCUAUCAAGAAAGUGGAAAAUAGCUGAGAGUGGAGAAAAACCAACGUACAAACACGAAGAGAUAUUCUACUGAGAAGAGACACCGUCCACCAUGAAGGACCGACUAGAGCAGCUGAAAGCGACUCAGGACACUGAUGACACAGAGGAAGUUGACAUCUCCAUUGAUAAUGCCGCUUUUAUGGAUGACUUCUUCUCACAGAUUGAAGAGAUUCGGCAAAACAUUGAAAAAAUCUCAGAGAGCGUCAGUGAAACAAAGAGACUGCAUAGUGUGAUCCUGUCGGCACCUCUUCCUGAGCAGAAGACUAAAGAUGAAUUGGAAAAUCUGACUCUAGAAAUCAAGAAAGCAGCAAAUAAUGUGAGGUCACGUUUAAAGGGAAUGGAACACACUAUAGAACAGGAAGAGUCACAAUCAUCUGCAGACUUGAGAAUAAGAAAAUCGCAGCAUUCUGUUCUGUCCCGGAAGUUUGUGGAUGUGAUGACAAAGUACAAUGAGGCCCAGGUGGAUUUCAGAGAAAGAAGCAAAGGGCGAAUCCAGAGACAGCUGGAAAUCACUGGUAAAAGUACAACAGAUGAUGAGUUGGAAGAAAUGUUAGAAAGUGGAAACCCUAAUAUCUUCACAUCUGGCAUAAUAAACGACUCACAGAUUUCUCGUCAGGCUUUAAGUGAAAUUGAAUCCCGUCACCGAGAUAUUGUACGACUGGAGAGCAGCCUGAAAGAGCUUCAUGAUAUGUUCAUGGAUAUUGCAAUGUUGGUGGAAAACCAGGGGGAGGUUAUAGAUAAUAUUGAAAUCAGCGUUACAAAAUCUGUGGAACACGUAGAGAAAGCUCGCGAGGAAACAACAAAAGCUGUAAAGUAUCAAAGCAGAGCACGUAAGGGUGCUCUUAUAGACCGUAUAGAAAAUAACAUGGAUGAGUCGGUGGGUUUUGUGGAAAGAGCCGUGGCCGAUACAAAGAAAGCUGUAAAAUACCAGAGUGAGGCCAGGAGGAAAAUGAUCAUUAUUGCUGUGGUAGUAGCUGUGCUACUAGGAGUUGUGGCUCUGAUUAUCGGAUUGUCUGUGGGAUUGAAGAAAUGACUCCAGAUCUCAUCCCUAUAUGGGAAGACAUGCACUUUCUAUUUCCUCAACUUUAACCAGCGAUUGAUCCCAGCUACCUCCCCAGCCUCCUCCUGCCUUAUAACAAACACUAAAGGCUGUAACCCACCCUUCACUUUCUGUUGGGAAUGGAUCCAAUCGCCUGCUUGGAAGACCCUCCCUAUGUAGCCGCUCCUGUGUUCCUCACAUUGACCAUAUGCUGCUAUAUUUACCAAAUCCCUUCCUCUAAUAUUAUGGUUUUUCUAUAUCACUUUGUAAACGAUGAAUCUACGUGUUUUGACUUGGUGAGACAGGAAAUGUUUCUGUUUUAAAUCGUUAAUGGUGAUUAUGGAAUGAAGACUGAAGAUCGCAAAGACAGAAAUGUUGAGACCUAGUGUUACUCCGUCAAUAAUGGAAACUGGUCAGCAAAAUUCAGCAGUUUUUAAAUGUAGUUUUAACAUAUAAUGAAUCAGUCUAUUUAUUUUACUAAUUAAAUAUUUCAAUUAUUCUUACAAGUUGAACAGUCCUAUUUUAAGAUAAAUAAAUACAUUAAAAUGAAAUAUUUAUUAUCCAAUAGCAAUCUGCAAAAUCAUCUAUUUGGUGAUGUUGCCACUUUUUAUAUAAAAUAUUGUUUAGCAAUUUUUUAAAGAAAAUUAAAACUCUUAAAAUCAGCACAAUGUUAUUAAAAAUAAGCAAAACUAUACAUUGUUACAAAAAGACUCCCAGAUGGGUUAUAGAAAUGGAUCAUCUACAAAACAUUUAUGCAAAGAAAAAACUAGUGUACAAUAAUCCUUUAACCAACCCCCUAAUCUAGUACACCAGAAAUAAAUAUCACAAUACUCAACCUCUAAGAAUCCAAAACAUCUCCAGAGCAUCUGAAUGAUUUGGGGAAAAUAGAAUGAUAGAUUAUAUUUUAUUUCAUGUUGAUAAUGUACAUAACAAUCUAUACCACAAAUGUGUUGGUAAAUAUGAGCUUUUAAAUAUCAAACCAACCUAAAUUAGCUUUUACCCAGUAGAACCAAAAAUGAUGAAGUGCACUCGCUUUUAUGAGACUUGCAAAACUAAAUAUCAAGUGAUUGUUAGAUUCAGUAGAAAGAAGCCAUAUUGGAAUUAUGAGAUUAAGUGUACUUUUGUUGUGUUACAUAAAAUUUGUCCUGUGCAUUUGGACUUUUCAGCACUAAAAAAAUGCUAAAGAUGAAGUCUGCAAGAAGCAUCCAGCAAUUUUUGGAGCCAGAUUUCUUAUUGUGAAGAUGCAACACAUUAAGAUCUGUGCAGAUCUGUGUGUUGCACUUUCACAAGAAUAAAUAUGGCUCCAAAAAUUGCCGAAUACCGCUUGGGGCCUUAAUCUUCGGCAUUUGUUUAGUGCCGAAAAGUAAUGAAGUAAAAACUUUAGUAAAUCAGGCCCUUAGUGAGAAUUACUUGAUAAUCAUCAAUAUAACUUGCUACUGACACACUCAUUUGAUAUUUAUGUUUUUACAUUUUGUAAAUAUAAAAAAAGUUAAAUGGUGCCUAAGGAGGUAAAUACAUAUUCACAAAUUAAAUGAAGGAACACUCCCUCUCUUUACCUCUUUCUCUUUCUCUAUUUUUCUCUCUCACUUUUUCUCUCUUGUCUCUAAGUCAAACUUUUUAACUUGACCUAUUUUCAUUUCUCCCUAAACAUCUUCUCCACUUGCAGAAGAAGAUAAUGAUUCUGAUUUGCUGUGUAAUUCUGGUAAUUAUCCUAGCAUCGACAAUUGGAGGAAUCUUUGCUUGAGGUGAGAGUAAGAAACUGUCAAAAUGAAACUGGCAUCUCAAUACAUUUGUCAGAGGAAUAAAGACAGUCAAAUAGGGCUGGGAAAGCAUCUAACUAUAGCAUUUACUUGGUAUAAGAAUACUGUAUAUGUAUAAAUCUGUAUAUAUUUAGUUAUUUUUUUAAUAUAUGUUUUUAUGGGUACCUCAUCUAAGUUUUUAUUUCUAAUCAGGAAUCAUUGAAAUAAAUAUUGUUGUCUUAUGAACUUUCUAAGCAGCAUUAUUGGAACUGUUGCAUCAAUGUUUUAUUGAGAUGUUUUUAAUUUUCUUCAAAUCAUAAUGUCAUUAAAGGGACAUCAAAUUCAAAAUUGAAAUGCACAUGAAUACAUUAUAAUUUUAAGCAGAAUACAAUAUUCUUGUAUUGGCACAAUAGCUUGUAGUAAACGUUUUCACUGUUUCAGAUUUUAGUAUACAUGGGGCAUAUGUAGAAUUCCAUAUUGUCCUGUCAGAUAUAUUUCUAAAUCGCCUGGAUUUACACUACGAUCUUGUGGGGAUAAGGGUUGUUGUCAAUGAUAAUUAGCAUAAGUAAUACACUUUAACUUAGUUUAAAAUCAACCCAAGUUUAAAUUUCUAUUGUUUGUUGUUUAUAAACAAAUUUCUACACUCUUAGAUGAAAUGUCACCAUAAGAGGACAUAUUUCUAUAUAUAUAUUUUUUUUUGUUUUACUUUUGUCUAAACCUAAAAUAUACUGCCCAUAGUUGAGGACCAGCCCUGUGCAGGGUUCUUGCUGGUUGGUAGGUCUGCUUUCUCUCCCCCCAAGCUUUUCUGGCCAGGGCAAAUGUCCUGUUUUUUGUAGGUUUUUUUUUAGGGAUAGUCACAGUUGCGCCAAGUAAAUGUCUGCAGUCUUGACUUUCCUUUUACAGCCUCACCCACAAGCACCGGUUUGCCACCACCCACAAUCCUCCUAUUUGAGAGAGCCUUUGGGACAGGUUGAGAGAUAUGUAUGCGUACAUAUGUCCUGUGCACCCUCAUUCAAACGUAGUGCCUUUUUAGUGAUAACGUUUACUUUUGAAUUUGUGCUUAUACAUUAGUACUGCAAAAAAUACUUCUAUUCCAAAGCAAAAUGCAGUCAUGUCCCUUUUAAAAGCUGUUUAUAACUAUAUGCUAUAAUAAAUCAUAAAAGAGAGAUCAAAGAACUAUCAAUUAAAGCAACGCUGUCAUGUAUUCCAAAUUUCUGUUUCUCUUUUUUUUCUUUUCUUUUUUUCUUCUCCUUAAAUUGAAACUUUUGACUGGGAAAAAAGCAGAGCCAACCAGUUCAAAGAAGGGAAAAGAAGCUGUGGAGAGACAAAGAAAAUGAAAAUUAUGCAAGGAUAUUAAAUAAUGCCAUUAAAACUUUUGUGAAAUUA